AUGAUGACGUCACUGCUGGCCGUCGCGUCGAUGCUCGUCAUCGCAAUCCACGCCUUUGAUUCGUCGGAAAUUCGAAUGCUCGAUGAACAAUGUGAGUGGAUCAGAAGCAGCUGAAAACGUAUUGGAGAGGGAUGAACAUUGCAGAUGACACGAAGAAUCCUUUCCUUGCUUAUCUUGAAAAUGUGAAACGAAGCGACCGGACGAUCCGCUCGAUGGACUCCCUUGACUCUCCGCUCAUCCGUUUCGGGAAGCGCGGAGCCGACGGAGCCCCGCUCAUCCGAUUCGGAAGGGCGCCUGAAGCAUCUCCGUUCAUUCGGUUCGGAAAGAGAGCAGCUGACGGAGCUCCACUCAUUAGGUUAGUUAUUGCUCCCGCACCUUUUAGGAUUACACUUGCAUUGCAGAUUCGGUCGUGCUCCAGAAGCGUCUCCAUUCAUCCGAUUUGGGAAGCGUGCUUCUCCAUCGGCCCCGCUGAUCCGCUUCGGUCGUUCUCCGGCCGCCGUCCCGCUGAUCCGCUUCGGCCGUUCCGCCGCUGCUCCACUCAUUCGCUUCGGACGCGCCUCUUCCGCGCCGCUCAUCCGCUUCGGAAGGAAAUAA
This is a messenger RNA of Caenorhabditis sp. 36 PRJEB53466, 594 nucleotides long. The record is from the annotation of a GenBank genome assembly. NCBI's taxonomy places the organism in Eukaryota, Metazoa, Nematoda, Chromadorea, Rhabditida, Rhabditidae.